This is a messenger RNA of Canis lupus familiaris (dog), 3302 nucleotides long. RefSeq names its product ADAM metallopeptidase with thrombospondin type 1 motif 8 (gene ADAMTS8). The coding region runs from base 1 to 2682 and encodes 893 amino acids. NCBI's taxonomy places the organism in Eukaryota, Metazoa, Chordata, Mammalia, Carnivora, Canidae. The record is from RefSeq and is a predicted model, not a curated record. The transcript is spliced from 9 exons. Gene Ontology annotation, molecular function: zinc ion binding; metalloendopeptidase activity. Gene Ontology annotation, biological process: extracellular matrix organization; proteolysis.
AUGCCCCGCGCCGCCCCCCGGUGGCCGCCGCCGCCGCUGCUGCUGCUGCUGCUGCUGCUGCCGCCGCCGCCGCCGCCCGCCCGCGGCGCCCCGGCCCGGCCCGGCGCUCGGGGCCCGGCCUCGGCGCUGGUGCAGCCCACGCGGUUGCCGGGCAGCGGCGCGGGCGAGCUCGCGCUCCACCUGUCCGCCUUCGGCCGGCGCUUCGUGCUGCGCCUGGCGCCCGACGCCAGCUUCCUGGCGCCCCGGCUGCGCAUCGAGCGCCUGGGGGGCGGGGGGCGCGGGCGCGCGGCGGGGGCCGGGGCGGGGGCCGGGGCGGGGGCCGGGGCGGGGGCCGGGGCCGGGGCCGGGGGCGGCCCGGGGCUGCGCCGCUGCUUCUUCUCGGGCACCGUGGACGGCGCGCCCGGGUCGCUGGCGGCCGUCAGCCUGUGCGGGGGCCUGAGCGGCUCGUUCCUGCUGCGCGGCGAGGAGUUCACCAUCCAGCCGCAGGGCGCGGGGCGCUCGCUGCUCCGGCCGCACCGCCUGCAGCGCUGGGGGCCCCCCGGGCGGGCGGAGGACGCGGAGGACGCGGAGGACGGGGAGCGGGACGACGAGGCCGCGCCGGGCGCCAGCGAGCCGCCCCCACCCCUGGGCGCCACCGGCAGAGCCAAGCGCUUCGUGUCCGAGGCUCGCUUCGUGGAGACGCUGCUGGUGGCCGAUGCGUCCAUGGCCGCCUUCUACGGAGCCGACCUGCAGAACCACAUCCUGACGCUCAUGUCCGUGGCAGCCCGAAUCUACAAGCACCCCAGCAUCAGAAACUCCAUCAACCUGAUGGUCGUCAAAGUCCUGAUCGUGGAAGAUGAGAAGUGGGGCCCCGAGGUGUCCGACAACGGUGGCCUUACCCUGCGCAACUUCUGCAACUGGCAGCGGCGCUUCAACCAGCCCAGCGACCGGCACCCAGAACACUUCGACACGGCCAUUCUGCUCACCAGACAGAACUUCUGCGGGAAGGAGGGCAUGUGUGAUACCCUGGGUGUGGCGGACAUUGGCACGAUCUGUGACCCCAACAAGAGCUGCUCUGUGAUCGAGGAUGAGGGGCUCCAGGCGGCCUACACCCUGGCCCAUGAGCUAGGGCACGUCCUCAGCAUGCCCCACGACGACUCCAAGCCCUGCGCACGGCUCUUCGGGCCCAUGGGCAAGCACCACAUGAUGGCACCCCUCUUCGUCCACCUCAACAAGACGCUGCCCUGGUCUCCCUGCAGUGCCAUGUACCUCACGGAACUUCUGGACGGCGGGCACGGAGACUGUCUCCUGGACGCCCCCACCUCGGCCCUGCCCCUCCCGACAGACCUGCCAGGCCGCAUGCCCCUCUACGAGCUGGACCAGCAGUGCAAGCAGAUCUUCGGGCUGGGUUUCCGCCACUGCCCCAACACCUCCACGCAGGACAUCUGCGCCCAGCUCUGGUGCCACUCGGAUGGCGCCGAGCCCCUUUGCCACACGAAGAACGGCAGCCUGCCGUGGGCUGAUGGGACGCCCUGUGGGCCUGGGCGCCUCUGCUCAGAUGGCAGCUGUCUGCCUGAGGAGGAAGUGGACAGGCCCAAGGCUGUGGUGGACGGAGGCUGGGCCCCAUGGGGACCCUGGGGAGAAUGUUCCCGGACCUGCGGAGGCGGAGUACAGUUUUCACACCGUGAAUGCACGGACCCUGAGCCUCAGAACGGAGGGAGAUACUGCCUGGGUCGGAGAGCCAAGUAUCAAUCUUGCCACACGGAGGAAUGCCCCCCUGAUGGGAAAAGCUUCCGGGAGCAGCAGUGUGAGAAGUACAAUGCCUACAACUACACUGACAUGGAUGGGACCCUCCUACAGUGGGUCCCCAAGUACGCGGGGGUAUCCCCCCGGGACCGCUGCAAGCUGUUCUGCAGAGCCCGGGGAAGGAGUGAAUUCAAAGUGUUCGAGGCCAAGGUGAUCGAUGGCACCCUGUGUGGGCCGGAGACUCUGGCCAUCUGCGUCCGUGGCCAGUGCGUCAAGGCUGGCUGUGACCACGUGGUGGACUCGCCUAGGAAGCUGGACAAAUGUGGGGUGUGUGGGGGCAAAGGCAAUUCGUGCAGGAAGGUGUCUGGUUCCCUCAACCCCUCCAGUUAUGGCUACAAUGACAUUGUCACCAUCCCAGCCGGCGCCACUAACAUCGACGUGAAGCAGCGGAGCCACCCAGGGAUCCAGAACGAUGGCAACUACCUGGCCCUGAAGACCGCUGACGGGCAGUACCUGCUCAACGGCAACCUGGCCAUCUCGGCCAUCGAACAGGACAUCCUGCUGAAGGGGACCAUCCUUAAAUACAGUGGUUCCAUCGCCACCCUGGAGCGGCUGCAGAGCUUCCGGCCCCUGCCCGAGCCCCUGACCGUGCAGCUCCUGACGGUCCCCGGCGAGCCCUUUCCCCCCAAAGUCAAGUACACCUUCUUCGUGCCCAAUGACGUGAACUUCAGCAUGCAGAGCGGCAAGGAGAGGGCAACCACCAACGUCAUCCAGCCCCUGCUCACGGCGCAGUGGGUGCUGGGCGACUGGUCUGAGUGCUCCAGCAGCUGCGGAGCCGGCCGGCAGCGGCGCACCGUGGAGUGCCGGGACCCCCACGGCCAGGCCUCCACCGCCUGCAGCGAGGCUCUGAAGCCCGAGGACGCCAAGCCCUGCGGAAGCCAGCCGUGCCCGCCGUGAGCCGGUGGGGCGGGGCCGGGCUCGUGCUCGUGGACUGGGGCGCGGGGGUGCCCACCAGGGCAGCCCCUCUGGCGGCCCUACCUGUGCAGGUGGCACGGCCCUCCCCAGGCCCGCCGUCGCCGCAGCCGCUCCAGGUUGGCGUGAACCCGCGAUGGGGAGAGGGGAUGCGGGCAGCAGGUCCCGAAGUCCACCCUGUGGCGGGUUGGGCCCCGCGCGGGCUCAGGUGGGGGGCAGAGGUUAAAAGAUGCACGUACUGGCCCAAACAGGAGACGCCGCCUGUUUGCAAAGGACUAGCAGAGUUAAGUGAAAAAAAAAUUUUUUUUUCCUAUUUGGUUUCCCCGAUAAAUAAUCUACCUCAGAGGGGAAAAAAAUGAGUACAAGAGAGGUACGGAGUGGGGUGGGGGGAGGACGGUGAACGCCAGAGCUCGUAGCUGCGCCCCCCGCUGUCUUCCGAAAGGCCCGGACUGUCUUCAGUAUUAAAAUCCAUCGCCUAAAGGGCUGCAGAGUCGCAGGACGGUGGGGAGCCGCGGCUUCUCAGGCUUCCACCUGCAGAGGUGGAUGGAUUUCAAGUAUUUAUGCAAAUGUGUCUCUGAACUAAAGUGUGAUCUUGUGCCAAAGCA